Messenger RNA from Oncorhynchus kisutch (coho salmon), 4146 nucleotides. Its product is annotated as ladderlectin. The coding region runs from base 1528 to 2172 and encodes 214 amino acids. NCBI's taxonomy places the organism in Eukaryota, Metazoa, Chordata, Actinopteri, Salmoniformes, Salmonidae. The transcript has a single exon. The record is from RefSeq and is a predicted model, not a curated record.
UUUUAUUUACUGAUUUCAACAUCCAACUUUAGUUCAGAACCGAAACAAACCUGAACAUUUCCUGAAAAUAUGUAUUUUCAACAUUCGUAAAAUACGACUUUUCAACGCCCGGAAAAUACACAUUUUCAAUAUCCAUAUAAGAUGUAUUUAUGACAUCAAGAAAAAACAUUUGACACCUGGAAAAUAUGCAUUUUCACCUUUCAUUCAGCUCCAAAAAUGGGAAAGAGGUCUAAAAUACUUUCAAAGCCAUUUUGCUUACUGGGUACAAACCAACUGAACAGCCUGGUCUCAUAGACUAGACGUAACAUAGUACAUGUAAAUCCGGGACACUCAAAUUAGUAUGAUAUGUUACAUUUGAUAUUGUUAAAUAAGACAGCUGAUUACGUAAAUCAAGGGUGGGCUUAUAACACUAAUGUCUAUUAACCCAAGUUGCGAGUUCGAAACUCAUCACAGAAAAUGUUAGCUAAUUUGCAACUUUUCAACUACUAUUACUUUUUUUUGCUAAUAUGUAACUACUUAGCAUGUUAGCUAACCCAUCCCCUAACCCUUUUAGCUAACCCUUCCCCUAAUCCUAUAACCUAAUUCCUAAACUUAACCCUAACCCCUAGCCUAGCUAACGUUAGUCACCUAGCUGACAUUAGCAACAACUAAUUAGAAUUCGUAACAUAUCAUACAAAUUGUAAUUCAUAACAUAUCAUAUGAAAUGGAUGAUGGCCAUCCACAAAUUAAUUCAUGCCAUUCAAAAUGUAAUAUAUGAUACUAAAGGGUCCAUUUUGAGUACAACACACCUAAAUUGUUUUACUAUCAUUUACUGCAGGGCUGCCCAGCAACCCUUUUCCUGGAGAUCUACCGUCCUGUGGGUUCAGUCUAACCCUAAUUUAGCACACCUGUCUGGGUGUAUUCACUUGGAACCAAACAGAAGCAAACAGUACAACCCACCUGAAUCUUCCCAAUAGAAACUUGUCUUUUUGUUGCAAAACGUGUUCUAUUUGCAACUGUUUGCUAUACAGGUUGGACUAAUGAUUACACCCCAGAUUGUAUGUAUAGGCCUAAACUGCUCACCAAGACCUAGCUGAAUCAGGUAUGCUAACUUAAUCCAACAUUGGACAAAAAAAAAACUACAGGAUGGUAGAUCUCCAGGAAGAGGGUUAAGCUGCCCUAUAGGCCUUACAUUGGAACAGGUCUUUACUGGAACUGAUUCCUGUCACCUGGGUUUAUUUUCAGUGUAACACACCCUUACUACCAUAAUUUACUGGAACACGGCGGGCUAAAGACCGUAGAUACCAAAGUUUUCAGGAAAUGAAUUAACAAUGCCAAUCACAAUUUAUAGCUUAGUUCAUAGCUACCAUAAAAAUUCCCCUUAUCAUUGCUCUAUGUCACGUAACGUUCCUUGGUGAAACCAUAGGGGAGGGGACAGUAUAUAAAGAGCGGAGCAACCUCUACUCCACUCAUCACUCCAUCACUGGCCAACCUGAGAAAAGACUACCUGUGAAUUGCCUACGACUACAGUUAACCAGCAAAAUCACCAUGAAGGUCCUGAGCAUCUCUGUAUUACUCUGUGUGGCCUUAACUCUAAGGGAAGCAGCAGGGCAGCAGCAGGCUGUGGCAGUGGAACAACUAAGCAUUGUUCCAGUUCUAGAGGAGGCUAAAGAGACUGGGCCACUGAAGCCACUGGGUGACGCUCCAAUGGAAACCAUAGUAGAACUGGUAGAAAACAAAGUAGAGCAGGCUCUACCUGAAGAAGGGGAAGCUGAGGCUGAUGCUCUUGCGCUGGUCCAAGCACCAGCGAUAAGGUUUUUGCACUGCCCUGAUGGUUGGUACCUACAUCAGUCGCGCUGUUUCCUCUUUGUGAACUCAUACUUGCCGUGGCACAACGCAGAGGAACACUGCAACACUCUGCAUGCAAACCUGGCCUCCGUUCAGAACCCCCGACAGUAUCGCUUCCUGCAGCAGUUAACGACAAUGGCCAACCGGCACAGCGCGUGGAUCGGUGGAUUCUAUCUCCAAGACAGGUGGCUGUGGAUCGACCGUGUAGGAUUCUACUACGAAAACUGGUACACACACCUUGAUGUGGACCGCAACGCUUGCAUCCAUCUGCGCACCUCAGUGGGCUGGUCAAAUGCUCACUGUGGCACAGGUCUCCCAUUCAUCUGUGUGAAAAUGUCCUGUUAGUCAAGAUUGUGCUUCCUGCCAGCAGCAUGAUUUCAGUACGAGAAAGAAUUGUUAGUUGGCUGAUGUUAUUUCUAACUGCUUUCAGCAUUUUAGCGUAAUGAAUCCAGGCUGCAUCACAUCCGGCCGUGAUUGGGAGUCGUAUAGUGAGGCGCACAAUUUGCCCUGUCGUCCGGGUUUGGCCGUGGUAGGUCGUCAUUGUAAAUUACAAUUUGUUCUAAACUGGCUUGCCGAGUUAAAGGUUCAAUAAAAUAAAAAAAAACAUUGAUUUUAUUACUGACUUUAUUCAGUCACCCUGGAUGUCUGCCAAAAGGCUAAAUGUGACUUAGGCAAGAUGCAGUCAUAAAAUUCCAUUGAUCCAGGUUUAUUCUACAAAAGCAAUGACGCCCAAAACAUUAUUGCGACAUGUGUAAUGCAAACGGCAUAUAUAUGAUACAUUUAAGAAAGAUCAACAACAUUUUUAUCUGUUCGACUGGGGUGGAUUUUUAUUUUGUCGAACUUUCUUUAUUGCAACAAAUAAUGGUGUUUUUCUAAUAAAUGAUGAUUGCAGAAUAAUUUUGAAGGUAAACUGGGCACGUGAUGUUGAUGAUGACGUUUUUAUCGACACAAGAUGGUUAAAUGGAAGUGGACAAGUUAUUAAUGGAAACACAGUAGCUGCUGAUGAUGGAAACUGUGCUCUUCGAAUAAAUAUGAUUGCCGAAUAUUUUUUAAGGUAUGCUGGCACAUUAUGUUAUCUACUAUAAAACUCCACUCCACAUGUAAUUCUAUUGCCUACUGCUCGCAGCAUCCAUUUAUUCAACAAUAAAAAAUAAUGUUUCCUUGCGGGACCAGGUUUGUAUUGACUUUCAAGAAUGCCUGAGUUGCUUCACAUUGCAAUUUGAAGUUUCACUAUCAAAUUAUUUCAGAUCAUCUAGGCCUGCGUGACUGCAAGUUACACCAUGGCACGGACAGUGGCGAUAAGUUUGACAUAUGAGAAUGAUAAGAAUAUGGCAAAUAUUAGUCCAUGUUUGUAUUAUAUCCAUCCUGGAUUUUUCGGGCUACCUGAGACAUGAAAGAUAGGUGUGCUGGGCAUACAGACUGUAGCCACUUUAUUAAUCCGCAAUAUGCCUAAUAUAAUGAUGGAUACACUUCAACCACAUUUCUAUUCGACAUUUUAGGUUUUGUGACGUCAUUACGUCCAGCUGUUUUAUCGACACAACAGUUUAUGGAAACGCACCGUGGUAGGCAAUUGUCGCGUCUGUCUGUGAAUUAAAUGUCGAGGAAGAAAAUCACUGGAAAAGUUCAUGGAAACAUAGCUAUUGCAAGUUUUGAUGACCUAUGUAAUUGCUUUCCUGUUAUAAAGAUGUUGUGGAUUUGUUUUCUUAUUUCUUUCUUUCUUCCUAGUGUAGUAGUUAACAUACCAUUGCAGACUGGCACCAACACUUUGGCUAAUGUUUACCUGUGAGGGUUGCCCUUCAUUUCAGACACAGGUUGACUUUUUAUUUUAUUUAACCAGGCAAGUCAGUUAAGAACAAAUUCUUAUUUACAAUGAUGGCCUACCCCGGACGACGCUGGGCCAUUUGUGCGCGGCCCUAAGGGACUCCCAAUCACGACCAGAUGUGAUGCAGCCUGGAAUCGAACCAAAUACUGCAGUGGCCUCUUGAACUGAGAUGCACUUGGGAGCCUGAGUGACUGGUGUCCCCUGAAAGCAGAUCUGGGACAAGGCACAUUCCCCUAAACGCUUCUCACUCUUUUUUUAUGACACCAUUUCAUGGCUCAAAUGGGUUGCUUAAGUUACUAACACUCAAUUCCUCAGUGAGAUAAACUCAAUUGUAACUGUUAGUUAGUAAGCAAACAGAGCAUCCAAAACUGCCAAUGAGAGGAGCCACAGGGCUUAAAUAAACAUACGUCUAUUUCCAUGGCUCAAUAAUAAUACUUUACAUAGUAUAAUACGUUUUACAUAUAAUCAUGUUUUAAAUAAAAAAGUUUUACAUAUCA